AUGCGGACACACAGCACUCUGAGGCCGGCUGUGGGAAGGACAUUUCCCCGGGCCGAGUCGCGCUACCUACCGGGGUGUGUGGGGGGUUUGACUGCUGCUUUGAGCCCCUGUGUGGAAGCCUUCUCCCCGGACAGUGUGGAGCUGCAUGCGGGGGGGGUUGAUGUUAGCGAACGCAUCCCCGGUUUUAACGCUCACUUCCAGGAGGACUCUGGAGCCGCUCUGUGGAGCUCUAAGGCCGGGUGUGAGAGGACUGUGGAGCCCUCUGUGGAGCCCUCUGUGGAGCCCUCUGUGGAGCCCUCUGUGGAGCUCUCUGUGGAGCCCUCUGUGGAGCCCUCUGUGGAGCCCUCUGUGGACCCCUCUGUGGAGCCCUCUGUGGAGCCCUCUGUGGAGCCCUCUGUGGAGCCCUCUGUGGAGCUCUCUGUGGAGCCCUCUGUGGAGCUCUCUGUGGAGCUCUCUGUGGAGCUCUCCCUCGGCCUCCUCUGUGCCCUGCGUGUGUAG
Knipowitschia caucasica is the source of this 498-nucleotide messenger RNA. The record is from the annotation of a GenBank genome assembly. NCBI's taxonomy places the organism in Eukaryota, Metazoa, Chordata, Actinopteri, Gobiiformes, Gobiidae.